GUAGUUUCAUAAUUGAGUGGCCUUUGUUCGAGUAGAGAGAGCAAUCAUCCAAAAAUCGAUCUGGAACGAGCAGUGGUCUGUGAACUCGAGCUGUGGGAGUGCUGAGACUGUUUGGUCGAUAUCUCGAGUUUUACAAAUCCAAUUAAGGCGUGUGAGAUACCCACAGAAAGCUCUCAAGACGAGGAAUCCGUGAAGGUCUGGUUUGCAGGAAUCGGAGUUGUGGAAGGCUUCCAAAUCGUCCGAGAAAAACGCAACCUCGCAGGAGAGGAUCUAAUCCUCUAAAGAAUCGAGUUAGCCGGAAAACACCCGUUCUAGGGGCUGUUUUCGUAUCAACGAUUAAGGGUUGAACUAGCACUUAAGGAGGCUGUUUAACACUCAUAUUUGAGCAAGGAAUCAGUUCCAAAUCCACCUUGACCAAAGCUUUGACCAUUGGACCAAGAAGGGAAAGUUUAAAGCUCAAUUGAGGUUGAGGCUAGAGCUUGCAUCCUGUGCUCGUCGAUCGAGUGAUUCCUCGGAGAGAAGACUUGAAAUGGACGGUGGUGGCAGGAUUACUAGGAGAAACCCGACCGGCCGUGUACCAGUGGAGACUGGACAGGGCAGUCGAAGGACCUCUAGGGCAUCUAGAGGAGCUGGCCGUGGAGGCCGAUCACAGACCGUGAGUGACGGUCAUGUUGACACAGAAAGUGAGACCUACUGGUCCUAUGAGGACUCGACUUACCAACCGGAGACAGAACCGGUUGAGACCCCUUAUGAAGGGGAUGAUGACGAUGUAAGUGAUGAGGAGGGAAAUGGCUCCUUAGCACGGAUCGAAGCACUACUCCAACAAUACCACCGGGAGCGUGAAGAGAGGAGGCAACGCCGAAGACGCCGAGUGGGGCAACCUUCGGGCAUGGCUUCAAGAGGAGGGAGUCAUGGUGCAUCUAGAGUCCAUGUGGAACCACAUGGAGGUCAAAGUGAUGGAGGUCCAACCAUAAGGAUCUCCAAAUUUAUCAAAGAAGCAAGAGAUUUGGGGUGCAAACCCUUUGAUGGAGCAGGGGACAUUUCAGUCGCAGCACAAUGGAUCAAGAGGCUAAACGAAGCAGCCCUUGACAUGCAAAUCGCGCCGAAUCUCAAACUGAGAAUUGCGGUAAGAUUGCUCGAGGGGAUGGCAUCCAAGUGGUGGGAUGGAACCAAGAGCAAGUACGGUGAGACCGUCGUUUGGGAGGACUUCCAACGGGAGUUCUUUGCCCAAUAUUAUUCUGAUUUUGAAGUGAACAAGAAGGUGAGGGAAUACACCCUCCUAACCCAAGGGGGUAACAUGACAGUGAAGGAACUUGAGUACAAGUUCCGGGAUCUCGCCGACUACAUACCGGAGUAUGCUUGUGACGAGAACCGAAUGGUAAACCACUUUUGGGAUGCUCUUGACUUGGAGAUACGUGAUAGGGCAACACAAUUGCCUAAUAUGACCUUCGCCCAAGUGGUUGACCAAGCGUUGAAGGGGGAGAAACAGUGGGAGGAGAGGAAGAAGAGAGACGCCGAGGAGGCGAAAAAGAGAAAAUGGGAGAGUCAUGGCUCCCAAGGUUCCAACAAAAAGGGGAACCAUGGAGGAGGAUCUUUCCGGGCACCGCCGCCACCGUCUAGGGGGAACCAAGGCCCGAGUGGGCAAGGCUCGAGGUCACAAACCUCGGUGGUAACUCGUUGCAACAAUUGCAAGAGGAACCACUCCGGUAAAUGUCGCGACCCCCCUAGAUGUUUUCAAUGUGGGGAUGCCGGGCAUUUGAAGGCGCAUUGCCCACAAUUGGGUGGGGCAAGGACAUCGGGACCGAGCAGUGGCCCGACGGGUACACGGAAUCAAACCGGAGCUUCUCAAGCGAGCCGGGGACAUGGGGGAGCGAGUACGAGCAACGCGCCAUCUGUGAAUCAAGGAAGAACUCAAGCUAGAAUUUAUGCGAUGACGGAGGCAGAUGCUCGAGCUAACCCGGACUCGGUUGCAGGUUGAGGCUAGAGCUUGCAUCCUGUGCUCGUCGAUCGAGUGAUUCCUCGGAGAGAAGACUUGGUUCGUGCUUCCUCCAUUCUAUUUGAAACAUUAAUAAAUUUGCUCAUGGAUAUUUUACUAUAGAGCCUGCGUGCUCAUGAAUAGCCCGGUGUGGCCUUUUGUUUUAAACAAUGUUUUCCGC
Cuscuta epithymum is the source of this 2156-nucleotide messenger RNA. Lineage: Eukaryota; Viridiplantae; Streptophyta; Magnoliopsida; Solanales; Convolvulaceae. The record is from the annotation of a GenBank genome assembly.